UCUGUUUAUUUAAUUUGUACAUCUCUCGUCCCCUCAAUUAGCACAAAAUUCAUUUCAAUUUCAGUUAAUUGACUCAAUAAGUGGAAUGUAAAAUGCUGAUUCUUGGUUUUUAAGUUUGAUUUUAUUUGGAUAUAAAGGACAAUUCCAAUUUUUUCUUGAUUCGUUAGAGGCUAAAAGAUUUCGGAUCUGAAGAAUCUAGUCACAAUGACAAUAGAGAAUUCCGAGCUCACCACGGAGCAGCUGAGAAAGCCUUCUCAUCCUAGCUGUAGCGUUCCUGCUGCAAUCAAUUGCCUUGCAACUCUGUUGAAGGAACCUAUUGUUCGAUCUUCAUUUGUUCAAGCUGACGGAGUGAAGCUGCUUGUUCCUUUAAUUACACCAGCAUCUACUCAGCAGUCCAUUCAGCUUCUCUAUGAGACAUGUCUAUGUGUCUGGCUUUUGUCUUACUAUGAACCUGCAAUCGAGUACUUGGCUACUUCUAGGGCCCUACCUCGAUUGGCAGAAGUUGUUAAAGGUUCGACAAAGGAGAAGGUAGUCAGGGUUGUCAUCUUGACUCUUAGGAAUUUGCUUUCCAAAGGAACAUUUGGUGCUCAGAUGGUAGACGUUGGAGUGCUGCAAAUUGUACAGAACUUGAAAGCACAGGCUUGGAGCGAUGAGGACCUUUUGGAUGCUCUGAAUCAACUUGAAGAAGGUUUGAAGGACAACAUCAAAACAUUGAGUUCAUACGACAAGUACAAGCAGGAAGUUCUACUUGGCAAUCUUGAUUGGUCCCCUAUGCAUAAAGAUCCUCUAUUCUGGAAGGAAAAUAUAAAUAAUUUCGAGGAGAAUGGAUUUCAGAUAUUGAGAGUGCUUAUGACAAUUUUGGAUACAUCAAGUGAUGCAAGGACACUUGCUGUCGCUUGCUACGAUUUGUCUCAGUUCAUUCAAUGCCAUCCUGCCGGGCGAAUCAUAGUGGCCGACCUCAAAGCUAAGGAACGCGUAAUGAAACUAUUGAAUCAUGAAGCUGCAGAGGUCACGAAAAAUGCAUUGCUUUGCAUCCAGAGGCUUUUCUUAGGUGCCAAAUAUGCCAGCUUUUUGCAGGCUUAAAUUAUCUUCAAUUGGCUUCAUUCUUCAGACAAAACUAUACAUAUCUUGUUAUUUUCUUAGGUCAUGUUCUAUUUAUUCAUUUUAUCUUAUUGUUUAAUGGGAUUGGGUCUCUAUCUUUUCAAGGUAGGGGUAAGGUUUGCGUACUUACUAUCUUCCCCACACUGAGUUUGUUGUUAUUCUUUAAUGUGAUUGGAGCGACAUUGACGGUGAGGAUUCAUAUAGCCGAUCUCAGCUUGUUUUGAGACUGUAACGUGCUUAUUGUUUUGAUGAGAUUCUCACUCGGAAUAAUUCCUUAUUCUAUCCAAUAAAUCAAUUUUUUCGUACCAUUUA
Nicotiana attenuata is the source of this 1413-nucleotide messenger RNA. RefSeq names its product V-type proton ATPase subunit H-like. The record is from RefSeq and is a predicted model, not a curated record. Gene Ontology annotation, molecular function: heme binding; protein binding; proton-transporting ATPase activity, rotational mechanism. Gene Ontology annotation, cellular component: vacuolar proton-transporting V-type ATPase, V1 domain. Gene Ontology annotation, biological process: proton transmembrane transport. NCBI's taxonomy places the organism in Eukaryota, Viridiplantae, Streptophyta, Magnoliopsida, Solanales, Solanaceae.